Messenger RNA from Nestor notabilis (Kea), 390 nucleotides. RefSeq names its product v-maf avian musculoaponeurotic fibrosarcoma oncogene homolog F (gene MAFF). Gene Ontology annotation, cellular component: nucleus. Gene Ontology annotation, biological process: regulation of transcription by RNA polymerase II; regulation of epidermal cell differentiation. Bases 28 to 390 code for a protein of 120 amino acids. The record is from RefSeq and is a predicted model, not a curated record. Gene Ontology annotation, molecular function: RNA polymerase II cis-regulatory region sequence-specific DNA binding; DNA-binding transcription factor activity, RNA polymerase II-specific. The transcript has a single exon. Lineage: Eukaryota; Metazoa; Chordata; Aves; Psittaciformes; Psittacidae.
ACGCCACUGCUGUCAGAUGAGGAGCUGAUGGGGCUGUCGGUGCGGGAGCUCAACCACCACCUGCGGGGCCUCUCCAAGGAGGAGGUGGCGAGGCUGAAGCAGCGCCGGCGGACGCUGAAGAACCGGGGUUAUGCCGCCAGCUGCCGGGUGAAGCGCGUGUGCCAGAAGGAAGAGCUGCAGAAGCAGAAGAUGGAGCUGGAGUGGGAGGUGGACAAGCUGGCCCGGGAGAAUGCUGCCAUGCGCCUAGAGCUCGACACACUCCGCGGCAAGUACGAGGCCCUGCAGGGCUUUGCCCGCACUGUGGCUGCCCAUGGUCCCCCUGCCAAGGUGGCCACUGCCAGCGUCAUCACCAUCGUCAAGUCCGGUGCCAACCAGGCCGCCUACUCCUAG